AUGGAUCACGUCGAGCCCGAUGCAGCCCUAGCAGCUGCUUUCCUCAAUCUUUCCGAUGCCGGCGACGAGUCUGCUGUUUCCUUAGUGCCCACAAACUCUCAUUUGCAAAACAAGCCUGUCCGUCCCAAGCCGACCGGCGCUCUUAGUUCCAGUACAGAUCAGGAACAGAAUCCCUCAAGACUCCUGGGUCCGACAAACUCUACACAGCCGGCGGAGACUCAUUCAUCAAAGAAAAUGGCAGACAGCAAGAAGCGAAAGAAGCCACCUACGAAACGAGGGGGCAAUCCCAAGCAGCUCAAGAAGACCAACACCGACAAGAAAGGCCGGUCCGAACCAAUUGAAAUCAACUCAGAUGACGAGUCACUGAGCGACGAAUCAAGCGACGCACUCAACGACUUAUUAGACGAACUAAGCGACGAACCUGAGAACUCGGAUGAUGAGGAACAAAAGACCGACGACGAAAAGCAUCUACCUAGACCGCCCAAAAAAACAACCGAUGGGGAACUCAAAGUCACGGGUUCCAAGAAGAUCACCCAUCCCACAGAUGAGGAGGAAUCAGUGCCGCUUGAUCUGCCGGUUCCAAAGUCGACCAAGGCACAGACCAAAAAGCGCAAGAAGCUCUCUGAAGCCGUUCCAGAGCCAUUUCCAGCAAACGCCGUAAACGUCCAGCAGAUACCGACUGGAUUUAUGCAGCCUUACCCAUCCCGACCGACUCUGCCAACAGCACCGAUUACAAAGGUAAUCACAGCGGAAGAAUGGGACCGACGAAAUGCGCAUUGGCUAGAUCAGUUGAUGGACCCAGAAAGCACGAAGGAAAUGUUUGGGCCGACGAUCGAGGAAGAGGUCAUAGAAGAGAUCUUCCCACUUAUCUCUAAGGCUCGCCGCAAUGUCCUCAACCGAUGGGCAAAGUCGGAGGACUUCAACCUGGACUCGAGAUUACUCGAGGCCCCCAUCCUCCCACAGGUAGAGGUGGAAGACGACACUAGCCAAGAAAUCCUCAACGUGGAGACCGAUACAGCCCGACGGUCAAUCCGGGCCAUUGAGACCGCGGCUUUGAGCCUACCAAAGGCUCACCAGAAAACAGCUGCCCUAAUCAAGCAGCAUACAGACCGACUGUUUGCUUGUCGAGACCACGAGAUCGACAACUAUACGCUCAUGGCCCAAAGCGUAGCCAAGCUACGUGAGUCUUCGUCUGUCAAUGCAGCAACUCUGAACGCCGCAUUUGAGACUAACGAGACCCGACUUCGGUCUCGAGUCGAUCCUGCGCAGACAGCAAGAGAGGAAGGAUUAGAGGCGCUUGAAGCGGAUAUGCAAAACGCUUUAAAGACCCCGACCGUGGACGGAUCAGCGGACCAGCUGGUCCUGUUUCUCAAGAGUCAUUGGCGAAUGCGCGAUGACGAGAUCUCAGAUUGGAAGGAUAUGGCAAACUCGGUCUGCCAUACGGCGAAGGAGGCAGGACAUCCCAUCAAUCAGACCGACCAAGAGGCCUGUAACAACCACGACUGGGAUUCACUUCUACGCCUGGCGAUUACCCGGGGCGGAAAGGCCCUGGUCGCACUCUUGAACAUGGAGCGUUGCGCUCCAGAUGAGGCCUUUUUGGGCCGACGAAAUGAAUGGUAUAAAGACGUUCUGACCGACGAAGAGUAUGACAGAUGGAGCGAUACGUUUCCCAUUGAUGAGGAACCCCAGUCUGGCGGAGAGCAGCCUUAG
Molecule: messenger RNA, 1710 nt
Organism: Fusarium odoratissimum NRRL 54006
Lineage: Eukaryota; Fungi; Ascomycota; Sordariomycetes; Hypocreales; Nectriaceae
Exons: 1
Coding region: 1-1710 (569 amino acids)
Source: RefSeq, a predicted model, not a curated record